CUCUCCUCAUCCUCUCAUCUUUCUCUCUCUAACAAUUUGAAAAGCUUAAACCCUCCUCUAUUAUCUCUUUCUGUCUCUCUUCUUCAAAAAAAUGGCGGAAACAACAACAGCGUCGCCAUUGAAGCGUCACAGAGAAGAAGAUGAAAAAGAAACCAUAGUUACAGAAGAAACAAAACGACAGAAACCCUCUUCUUCUUCUUCUUCCUGCUCUUCUUCGUCAUCUUCCUCGUAUGAUCAGAUCCUUUGUCUUCUCGAAGACUCAGAGGAACGAGACGAACCCGACAGUGAUUUGACCUCUCUCAUCACCACCCUCCAGCAAGAAAUCUAUCCCGACGAGGAAAACGCCGUCGUUUUUGAAUCCGUUAACGUCGAAGAGAAGCCCGCGCUCUCUUCUUGUUCUUCCUCGUCGUUUUCCUCGUCUUCAUGCACGUCGAAGGAAGACGACGACGAGGGUAACAAGGAUAACGUCAUGAGACACCUUCUAGAAGCUUCUGACGACGAGCUUGGGAUUCCUAGCACAGAUUUUGGCGGGAGUAGUUGCGGAACGACUAAUAACGAUACUAAUCAAGAUUGCGUUACCGGUGGAAAUUUAUUAGAUGGGUUUAGCGAUGCGUUGUGGGAGCUUGAAGACGAAGCUGCUAAUUAUUACACGUUGCUGCAGUCUGAACUCUUCAUGUAGAAAACCCUAAGGGUAUAUUAGGGAGACGAAGAAAAUCGCUAAUAUGAUAUAUUUAAAACGAAAAAGAUGGGUUUUUUUUUUAAUGGAAAAUUUUCAUUUUUAGCGACCCUUCUUUUUCGGUAUGCAAAUUAAAUACAAAUGUCCUCUUUUUUAUUCAUCUUAGUGUUAUAGCAAAUACUAUUUGGUUUAUUGAUUUGUAGUGGAGCCGAAAGAUAAUGAUAUGUUAUUUUUUUUGCCAUAGAGUUAUUUCGUUUA
Tarenaya hassleriana is the source of this 934-nucleotide messenger RNA. Its product is annotated as suppressor protein SRP40-like. Bases 92 to 679 code for a protein of 195 amino acids. The record is from RefSeq and is a predicted model, not a curated record. NCBI's taxonomy places the organism in Eukaryota, Viridiplantae, Streptophyta, Magnoliopsida, Brassicales, Cleomaceae. The transcript has a single exon.